Drosophila ananassae is the source of this 3587-nucleotide messenger RNA. RefSeq lists its product as uncharacterized. Bases 17 to 1666 code for a protein of 549 amino acids. Lineage: Eukaryota; Metazoa; Arthropoda; Insecta; Diptera; Drosophilidae. The record is from RefSeq and is a predicted model, not a curated record. The transcript has a single exon.
ACGUCUCGAUAAAGUUAUGAGCUCGGCAGUAAUGUCGCAACUUGACAGCAAGUUGGUCGAUAAUUUAGUGAGAUUGAUAAGCCAUGAUGGGGAUUUUACCAGCGCCUUCUAUUUUGAUCCAUCAAAGGAAAAAUGUACUUUGGAGGAGACACUUUCAACUGUAAUUGGUACCCUGCCUGCAAUAAUUUGGCGAUCGGAAGUACCCGUAAUAUUGAAUCGAUUUGUCGGCGACGAUUUGUUAGUGUUGGCCUGUCUAUCGGAAAUGCGUUGGAAGGAUCUGCUUUCCAGUGUGUCGAAGAGUUUGCGCUUUCGAAGACAGGCCCGAAUCAUGAUUGAGCUAAAGGCGGACAUUGAAGAAAGUUUAAUUAAUGAAGUUCUGCGCUUUUGCCUGAGCCAAGAUAUGAUUAAUGUGAAUGCGAUUUUUCCUAACUUCACUAAAACGAAAACAAUUUAUGGCUUUGAAGCCUACCCGGAAUUUAAAAUGACGACUCAUUUCUUUAGUGGAGACACUAAGAUAACCACACUCUAUCCGGAUAAGAUGAUGAACCUUCAUGGAGGUAGGAUUCGAACCAUGCCAGACUACUCAGAACCAAACACCCUCCUUUACGUAGACAAAGAGGGGCAUCGGCACAUCCUUGGUUACCUGUGGGAUAUGAUGGAAGCUUACGCCCAAAAGUGCAAUGCCACCCUAAAAGUUGUUAAUAAGUACGCGGACGGAAGAACCUUAAACUACGUUGAGAUCUUGGAUGUGGCCCAAGCUGGUGUCGUGGAUGUGUCCGCCAGCAUUCAGCCCAUGUCAAUGACUGAAGUCGAUAUACAUCAAUUUUCUUAUCCGGCAGACCUGGCCAGCUGGUGCACCAUGUUGCCCGUGCAGAGGGAUCUUAAUGUGUCCGAAAUACUGACCAGGGUGGCACCCAAUACGACCUUUUCUUUUAUAGUGACUCUAUGGAUUAUCUACCAAAUUUUAAAAGGACGCUGGCGCUUUCACCAAAGGCUAAAGAAAAUUGGCUGGCUGUUUUUGGUCGUUUUGGUGAGUGCAAACUACCUGAGCAGAUUGCUAACAUUCUUAGCCGCUCCUCCUGCUCUACCACCGCUUCACAGUCUGCAGGACCUAAUCGAUUCACCAGUGCGGAUCCUUUCGAUUCGCAAUGAGUACAAAAUAAUGGAAUUCACCCAGCGAACCAGGUAUUCGGCAGCAUUUCGACUGAUAGAUAAGGCUACUAUUCUGAUUUCAACGCGCAACUCGCUGAACACAUCGUUCGGCUAUACCACCACCAGCACGAAGUGGAAACUCUUUGAGGAACAUCAGAAACGAAGCUCCAGACCCUUGUUUCACUACUCCAAGGAUAUUUGCUUCUUUGAAAUGGUUCUGUUUGGACUGAGUAUUCCUGAAAACUCCCCCCACCGCGAUCCGCUCAAGGAUUUUAUUAUGCAGUUAUGGCAAUCUGGCUUAUUUAACUUUUGGGUCUCCAAAGGCUUCUCAUACAUGGUGAAGGCUGGAAGAAUAGACAUCAAGGACUUAAGGCUACGCCACCGAGCCCAUGCACUUACCAUAGCAGAUCUGAGGCACGUACUCCUAAUAUACUGUAUCGGUAUGCUAAUUAGCUUCGUUUUGUUUACCUUUGAGCUAAUUGUUAGUUGGGUGAAGUCCUGGCUUGGCUUUUAGUUGUCCUCGCGGCAAUUAGGGCGAUGGUGUCCGAUAAAACAACCCGCUCUCGCAGCCCCAAGCCCCCAUAUUUCUUUCUGCCUAUAAAUAAACAAGUUAAACAAACAAAUGGGAACUUUGUGUUUCACUUCGUGACGUUGACAGGGGCCCGAAUGGCAGUUUUCUUUGGGGGAGACAGUAGUUAACAAUGCUGUUGAAUAGUUGCCUACCGUCUUACACCUUCGAGAGUUUCUUGAGGGCAAACGGAAUAAAUGCAAAUUACCUCCAACGAAGUCACCGCAGCGGCACGACGGGAGCCACGAAAUGAGACUCUGAGAUGAGCCACCGCCAGACAACUGCAGUGGAUCCACAAAAUAAUGUAAAGCCUUGGCAGCAAACACCAACAAAUUGUGGCCUAGUGCCGCUGAGUGAAGAAUCGCAAGUGUCUUGGGGCUUCGCUGUUUGUUUCCAUCAUUUUUUUUGGUAGGACAACGCAAAAUCUAUCUAUGAUUUUGAGUUCUGGCCCGUUUUGAUUAACAUAAAGCGAAUAAUAGACACCGACUGGCGGCAACGUGAAAAAAUUUGAUUUCACGAUUUUGCACUAUUUACCCAAAGAAGCCAACCAACACCUGCGAGUGCAACAAAAGCAACAUCGACAUCAACUAGCUGUUUUUCUAUAUUUUUGACAGUUGGCAGUAUAAGAUACAUACAUUUUCGUUCCGAUUCCACGGCUGUCAAUGAUGUCUAGCCAGUUGCAACAUUACACAUCUCAAUUUCAAAUUACUACUAGUUAGGCACUCGAUGGAAAGAAAAUGAAACAGCAGCCUGGGCAAACAUUUUGCCAAAUGAGUUGGCCCAGAUAACAUUUGGUGCCUUUUGAACUCAACCGUUCUAUUGACCUGAAGAAGAAUCGACGUCUAGAUUUGCGAUUUUCUGGCUGAAACAAUUGGCACGCCGCAAGAAAUUUAUGACACACAAGAAGCGCCACGAUUUGGUUGACAAAUUUUCCCAAACACGACGAUUUUGGCAAUGAAUUAUGUGGCCGUGAUCGACGGGAAAUUAAAGCCAAAGCGGCUGAACCUCACGACAUGUCGUGCCAGGGAAUUGAGUCGCGGAGGACAACUGCUCAUAAUUUGCUUCAAAUUAUUAAACGCUCUGUUCCAGCGAGGGUCAGUGAAGUAGAAAACACACACACGCAUGCUAAAGCCGAAAUCAGAAAUCAGUAAUCAGUCCCCUGGACCCUGAGACCGCAAAACUUUCUCCGCAAGACGGAUGCGAGGGUGUUGUCAGCUGCCAAGAAGGAUCAGGCUCAAGCCUGUGUCGACCAUAAAACCCAUGGCUGUGCAAAGAGGAGCCGCCUGAACUUUGAAUGGCAGGCCAAACAAGUCGGUAGCCAAAGAUUACUGCACCGCAGCAAUAAGACUCUUUUUCGAAAGGGCUAAUAAAAAAGGCAAAAUUAAUCACAUUAAUUUAGAAGCUCAUUUUGCAGUUACCAAGGACUGUAUAAUUGAUAAUUAUGCUAGAGAAUUUUAUUUUACGACAGUCUAUAAAAAACCUAACAACCUUUUGGUAGAGCAACCAUACAAAGUUAAAAUAUUUCGGCUUAAAAAUUCUACAGCUGCAGCUGGCCCUCUGGGAUCGGCUUGUCGUAUUUUCUCUCCGGUUUUGUUUCGCUGCAUUUUGUUUUGUUUUCGCCCGCGUUGCGGUUGCCUUGCCCACAAGUUGAAAGGUCAGGAAUUUAUGGAUUUUACAUGCCAGCAGAGACAUUUCCAGAUACGAGCAAUCGUAACUUUAGCCAAACAUCCAGUUCGCCUUGAACUCUUAUUGUUCCCCUGGGAGAAGGGGUGCCUCUGAGCCAAACUAAUGUUACCAUAAUUUCAGCUGGCUGGGAUAAUUACUUGCGAUAAUCGUUGAUAAGGGCUUUGAUUUCCAAAGCAAACUG